This is a messenger RNA of Rhododendron vialii, 835 nucleotides long. RefSeq lists its product as uncharacterized. The transcript is spliced from 2 exons. NCBI's taxonomy places the organism in Eukaryota, Viridiplantae, Streptophyta, Magnoliopsida, Ericales, Ericaceae. The record is from RefSeq and is a predicted model, not a curated record. Bases 67 to 648 code for a protein of 193 amino acids.
UACUUUUGAUAAGAUUGUGUUGGCGCGAUAGAUGGAACCCACAAAGAAGCUUGGGUACCCAACGAUAUGCAAAUUGCAUUUCGUGGAAGAAAAACCACGAAAAUGCAGAAUAUAUUGGCUGUGUGUUCCUUCGGCAUGAAGUUCACAUUCGUGUACCCAGGUUGGGAAGGUAGCGCACACGACGGGCGUGUGUUCUUAGCAGCAACCACGAAUCCGUCCUAUAUGUUCCCACACCUACCAGUCAAUAAGUACUAUGUCGUCGAUUCUGGAUACACCAACAUGGUAGGGUAUCUGGCUCCAUACAAAGGACAAAGAUAUCACAGGGACCAUUGGAAUGGGGCUAAUACAAUAUUCGCCACACCACAAGAGCUAUUCAACUAUAAGCACUCAUCGUUGAGGAAUGUAAUCGAAAGAUGCUUUGGGGUGUUGAAAGCGAGGUUUCCAAUACUGAAGUCAAUGCCAAGUUAUAGCCCAGCCCGUCAGCCAUCGAUUGUUAUGGCGUGUUGUGUUGUCCACAAUAUGAUCGUAAUCCACAAAAGGAGAGAUGAAUAUUUCGAUGGUUAUAUGGAAGCGGACGAAUGGGAGGGAGAUAGUGAUGAUGAUGGUGGUGGUGACGGCCAAGUAGAGCUUGUCAACACGUCUCCUUAGAGUGUGCAAAUGAUGGGAAAUAGGCGGGACGAAAUGACUAUUGCUAUGUGGGAUGCAUAUUGAUUUUCAUUCAUAGGCCUUGUGUGUUUGAUCGCAUUUUUAACGUUGUACUUUAAAAUGGUAGGGAUUGUAAUGUUAUUUGUAGGACUUGUAAUUUGAGGCCAAUCUUCUAUCCAAGUUAUCUUUU